Molecule: messenger RNA, 4757 nt
Organism: Plectropomus leopardus (leopard coralgrouper)
Lineage: Eukaryota; Metazoa; Chordata; Actinopteri; Perciformes; Serranidae
Gene: disp2
Product: dispatched RND transporter family member 2
Biological process (GO): smoothened signaling pathway
Cellular component (GO): membrane
Molecular function (GO): transmembrane transporter activity
Source: RefSeq, a predicted model, not a curated record
AUGGAGGCUUGCUCCAUGAUAGGAGAAAGCACGGAUGCGAUAAUGAUGGGUGAUUCUCCUACAGAAGAAAGGGGAAUCCAGGAGGCUUGCCAAAGCGAGAUCCCGGUGGUGUCUCUGUGCCCUCCUGACAGCAAGUGCUCAGUGGAGGCCCAGUUGACAGUCAUCCAGUCUGAAGAGGAGCUCUGUGACAGCUGCAGCAGCCUCGGCAGGCCCUCUUCCUCCUGCCAGCUUUAUCACCAAGUCCCACAUGGUCCUCAGGCUGGAGCCUACGAUUCACCACAGCCCCGAAAAUGUCCCCACUGCAACCAUUAUGGUCCAAUCAAAACAAACACCUGCCGAGACUGUCCCUCAAACACAACAGGUCCUCAUGCUGAAGGAGGUGCAGUGGUCAAAGUGGGACAUAACCGUAGUUCUGCCCAACAGACGUCUCGUCACAGGGCAGUGAGAUGUCACUGGCUGCAUGGGUCAAAUGAAAACAGGACACAGAAACCAACGCAGCGACACGUGGUGACAGUAAGGGAUGGUGGACUCCACUGCAUCCUUAGAAAUUAUUGCCAGGUGAUAGUGGACUAUCCGUUAGCAGUGCUGGUGGGUUGUGCCGUGCUGCUGCUGGGAUGCUCACUGGCUGGACUCUUCAUUGGUCCACUGCCAGACUUCUCUGACCCGCUGCUGGGCUUCGAGCCACGGGGAACAUAUAUCGGAGUUCGCCAGUCCAGCUUGUCUGAGCUGCAGGAGAACACUGGCCCGGGGAAAAAACUGUCUCCUUUACCACAGCAGCUCAGUAAAAGUUUUGGGAGUGCUGUCAGUGGAGACGGCAGUGGCAGCAAGGACACCUCAAGGCUUCGCAUCAAGAGGAUGCUGGCAAGAGAUUCCUCUCCGGAUACAUUUCUCUGUGAUGCCCCAGGCGAGCGUUUGGCUCAGCUGGUGUUUCGAUCAGAAAACUCAGCCAGUCUCUGGAGUCUGAAGGCGAUCCACGCCAUGUGUGAGAUGGAGAAGUCCAGGAUUCGCUCCCAGACUCAGUUCCAGGACUUGUGCCAGCAGCAUGUGAGGGGGGAGGCCGAGGGAACAGCCAGAGGCGGCUGUUGUCCGAGCUGGUCUCUGGGGAAUUACUUGGCUGUCCUCACUAAUGCCUCCUGCUGCCUCAGCCUUACCUCGCACCAGGUGUCCGAGUCUCUGAACCUUCUCAGAAAAUGUGCUCCGUACUAUCACGAAGGACAUCUUGUAGAAGGCUGUGUCGAGAGACCCAAACAAGGUGGCUGUUCCUCUGUGCCGUCCCGCUGUAAACAAUCCCGUGUGGUGUUCCAAAUCCUGCACUUCCUGGUUGAUAAAGACUUCCUCGGCCCGCAGACUGUUGAAUACCAAAUCCCCACGCUGAAGUACAGCCUUCUGUUCUUACCCGUCGACAAAGGAGAACACAUGAUGGAGAUAUACAUGAACAGUCUUGAAGGCAGAGAUCUGACGUACAACAACACCACUAUCACUGGCAUGGACUUUGGAAUCAAGCAGAGGCUUUUCAAGUAUUACCUGGCAAGAGAUUCAAUCUAUCCUGUCCUGGCCGUUGUGUCUCUUCUUUUCACCAUGGCGCUUUAUCUCCACUCUCUUUUCAUUGUAGCAUUAUCUGUUAUAGCAAUCACAGGCUCCCUCCUGACCUCCUAUUUCUUCUAUAAAGUAGCAUUUCGCCUGACAUUCUUCCCCUUGGUCAACCUCUCAGCAGCUCUGAUUCUCCUGGGAAGCUGCUCCAACCAGGUUUUCAUUUUUGCUGAUUUCUGGAAUCUGCAGUUAUCCCACAACCCAUCAGCCUCCCUGGAGAAGAGAGCAAACAGAGCUUUGCAGGAAGUCGGCUAUUUGAUUUUGGCGUCGGGGUUGACCUCCAGCGCAGCAUUUUUUUCUGGUUAUCUCAGCAGCAUCACAGCAAUCAGAUGUUUUUCUGUUUAUCUAGGAACUGCCUCAUUUAUCAGCUCAAUCUUGGCGUUGGUGUGGCUGCCAUGCGCUUUCAUUCUGCGCGAGCGCUACACAGAGGCGUCCUCUGCAUCUGCAGCAGUGCAGGGAUGGAAACCAUGUUGUUCCAAAAAUCCCGGUGGCUUCUGGGAUACAAGUUCGCGCAAAAGAUGCCUGUUCACUCUCGGGCAGAAGCUGAGAGAAUUAAAAAAAGGUCUCAGCGACACGUCCAAUUUGUUAUUUCUGAAAAUCCUGCCUUGUGGAGUGGUGAAGUUUCGGUACAUCUGGGUGUGCUGGUUUGCAGUGCUCGCUGCUGGGGGCACGUACAUGUCCUGCAUCGACCCAGGCAUGAAGCUGCCCACCUUGGACAGCCGGGUCGCCCAGCUUUUUCGCUCCAGUCACCCGUUUGAGAGAUAUGACGCAGAGUAUCGCCACAUGUUUAUGUUUGAGAGACAGAGGAAUGGAGAGGAUAAACCUGUUACACUAAUGCUGGUUUGGGGUGUCAAACCAACUGAUAACGGGGAUCACUUUAACCCCAAGAGCAAUGGCUCUUUGGUUCUUGACCCAGACUUUAACAUGAGCCGACCAGACGCUCAGGUUUGGUUGAGGGACUUAUGUGGACGGGUUCAGAACCAAAGCUUUUAUUCCCCUCCGUCACCUGAGGAUAAGGACGUUAUGUUAGACAAUAUCUGUCUUGUGGAGCAGCUAAUACAGUGGGUGUCUGUCAGACGGUGCUCAGAGAGUGAUGACUCCCUGCCUUUCUGCUGUAACAACAUCCCUUUCCCCUACCCUCCCAGCGUUUUUGAGAACUGCCUCAGUAUGAUGCUGGCGGAGAGGUAUGCUGAGGGCCAUCUGGCCCACAGCGGAGGCCUGUACUUCCAGCCAGAUGGCAGGGUCGCUGCCCUCGUGUUGGCAUUCAAAACCACAUACCUCUACAGCUUCAACUUCAGCAGAACCAGUCUUUUCUACAGAGAAACCCUGACAUGGUUUAGCAGAGAAAUAUCUGGAGCACCACAAGGUCUGGAGAACGGCUGGUUCAUCAGUCAUCUGUCGCUUUUUGAUCUACAACAAGCUUUAGGCUCAGAGACUCUAGUUGUAGCUGGCUUCUCAGUAGCUCUCACGUUUGCUUUGCUUCUUGUAACCACCUGGAAUAUUCCACUGAGCAUAUACGGGACUGUAGCUGUCGGAGGAAGUGUUUUCGUCACCAUUGGCCUCCUUGUUCUUCUCGAAUGGCAGCUGAGUGGCAUCGAGGCUCUGUUUAUAUCAUCAGCAGCAGGGCUGUCUGUGGACUUUAUUGCCAACUACUGCACUUCCUACAGCUUUGCUCCACAUGCAGAUAAAAUUGGUAAAGUAGCACACUCCACUAAAAGAAUGGGGUGUCCCGUAGCAAUAGUUUCUGGUGCAUUUUUCUCCAUGGGGAUAAUUAUGUUGCCUGCCACCAUCUUGCUGUUCAGAAAACUGGGGAUUUUCCUCUUUUUGGUGAAAUGUGUAGCAUGUGGAUUUGCAACCUUCUUUUUCCAGUCCCUGUGCUGCUUUUUUGGUCCCCAAAAAAACUGUGGAACCAUCACGCUGCCGUGUUUUUCAGAUCACAGUGAUGGCGUGCUGUCUUCUUGCUCUGCAGCAGAACCUGGUGCCUCGUCAGCUGCUAACGGGGCUUUUGGCAGAUCUAGAGUGAGGAGGAGCUAUGACAAAGAAGCAGGUGGCUAUCUGUACCCCGACCACCAGCGUCAGCUGAGACAAAAACAGACUGGAGCAGGGGGAGGCGGGGGCAGAGGGCCUGAGCAGUACGAGCUGCAGCCAUUGGCCUAUCGACUGAGCGACAGCUUUGAAAACAGCACCUGCACAAGUAAGCUAUCCAACCGGCCCUCUGUGCUCUCUGAUGAGAUCGAGUACUGUGGGAGGAGUAGUAUGGACGGGGACAGCGAGGACAUGUGCAGUCAUCAACAUAAGGCACUCCAGACUUCAUCUCCGUACAAAGAAAACACUCUGCGGCCUGUAAGCUUGACACAAGACGAUGUAGCAAAGGACAAGACGCUUUGUAAAACCUGCAGAGGUCAGUCUGGUGGAGGGAAGCACUGGUUAAAUACAUCCUUCUCUUCAUCUUCCAGCAUAGACGACACUAUCAUCAGCCACACGCUGGAGACCAUUGACCAGGCGUCUCUCUGCAAAGAUGAACAAACUGCAAACAAGGGCCUCCAUCACCACCAUCACUCAAACAAAGGGCACCUCUCCAGGUCUCAGAGCUCCUGUGAGGGUCUGGAGGACUCUAAUGAAACAUGCUUGAGUGACAUUGAACCGGGACCUUCAAACACGCAGCAGCAUGAAGAAGAAGAGGUUCAGUUACAACCCGGACAUCUGAACGGGAAGAGAGACACACUCCGUCUCUCACUGAAAGAAACAGUUUACGAGACUUGUAAUAAGGGCCGCACCAGUCAGAGUGAAGAAGUUGUCAUCUUGCCAAACAGUAAGCCGGACCUGCCAGACGUCUGGAUAAAGAGAGAUGGACAACGGGAGGAUACAUGUUGAGAAAAGUUGGAGGAAUCUUUGCAAACACUGUGCGUUAAUUGCUCUGAAUUUUUAAAUAUAUAAAGACCAUACUUAGAAAAGCAUAUAGGAGCUACACAAGGAAACUGUGAUUUUUGUGUGAUACUCAAAGGAAAUAUAAGCCAGGUCGGAUGCAACAUGUGACAGCAUGUUUGUCUUCUGUUGCUUUUAAGAUCAGAGCAUGAGUGUCUCUUGAGCAAAAGGUCAAAUCAAAGCAUGACUUGUUAAAAUAUUUUCAGAAAGAAGACCAUGAAAAAUGAAACUUUCUCACAAAA